GGGCCAAGCGAAGCGAGGACCACUAAUUUCAAUUUAUCGCCGUGGUUUUUCAUUUCCUCGGUACUCCUUCCUUCAUCUUUCCCUUCAAAAUCGCCGAUCCUAGUUCGCAGGCUCCGACCGCUCCGAUUUUUUCUCUCAGCUCCCAGAACAACAAAGUAGGACUUGUCGCUCAGACCAUAUUAUACAACCAGAUAAUGGUUCGAGGAAGAGAUGCCUGUUGGGAGCAUUGUAUCCUUGUCGAUGCAACAAAACAGAAGGUUAGGUGUAAUUAUUGUCAGCGGGAGUUCAGUGGAGGGGUAUACAGGAUGAAGUUUCACUUAGCUCAAAUAAAAAACAAAGAUAUAGUCCCCUGCACAGAAGUCCCGACCGAUGUGCGAGAUCACAUUUUAAGUAUAUUAAGCACUCCCAAGAAACAGAAAACUCCCAAGAAACCAAAGGUGGAUAAGGCAUUUGCAGCCAAUGGUCAACAGAAUAGCUCCUCUGCUAGUGGUGGCUUCCAUCCUAACCAUGGGUCUAGUGGACAGAAUGGAAGCACCUGUCCAUCUUUGUUAUUCGCAUGCCCUUCACCAAUUGCACACCUACCAGUGGAUGAUGUUCAAAAGCAAAAGCAGGAUGUGGCUGAUAAAAAAAUUGCUGUGUUCUUCUUCCACAACUCUAUCCCUUUUAGUGCUGCUAAAUCCAUAUAUUAUCAGGAAAUGGUGGAUGCUGUGGCAGAGUGUGGGGUAGACUACAAAGCCCCGAGCUAUGAAAGCCUGAGAUCUACUCUGUUGGAAAAAGUGAAAGGUGAUAUGCAUGAUUGCUACAAGAAAUAUAGAGAUGAAUGGAAAGAAACAGGCUGCACUAUCUUAUGUGAUAGCUGGUCUGAUGAUAGGAACAAAUCACUUGUAAUAUUCUCGGUUACAUACCCUAAAGGGACCCUGUUUCUGAAGUCAGUCGAUGUAUCAGGUCAUGAAGAUGAUGCUACUUACUUGUUUGAGCUGAUUGAGUCUGUUGUCUUGGAGGUUGGUGUUGAACAUGUUGUCCAAGUUAUAACGAAUACUUCUGCCAGUUAUGUUUAUGCGGGAAGGCUUCUUAUGGCCAAGUACAAUUCAUUGUUUUGGUCUCCUUGUGCCUCUUAUUGUAUUAAUAAGAUGCUGGAGGAUAUUGGUAAACAGGAGUGGGUGAGCACAGUUCUGGAAGAGGCAAAGAGCAUUACAAAGUUCAUAUAUAGCCACACAUGGACUUUGAGUAUGAUGAGAAAGUUCAAUGGUGGAAGGGAAUUGCUAAGGCCAAAAAUUACUAGAUUUGUGACUAAUUUCCUCACCUUGAGGUCCAUUGUGAUUCUGGGGGACAAUUUAAAGCACAUGUUUUCUCAUACAGAAUGGUCGUCUUCAGUAUACAGUAGACGCCCUGAGGCUCAAGCAAUUAAGUCCUUGUUGUAUUUAGAGAGAUUUUGGAAGUAUGCACAAGAAGCUGUGAGUAUUUCUGAACCGCUACUUAAAAUCCUUAGAGUUGUUGAUGGGGACAUGCCAGCUAUGGGGUACAUGUAUGAAGGAAUAGAGAGGGCAAAGGUUGCAAUAAAGACUCAUUACAAGGGUAUUGAAGAGAAAUAUAUGCUGCUCUGGGAUAUAAUUGAUCGGAGAUGGAAUAUGCAGCUUCACUCGUCCUUACAUGCAGCGGCAGCCUCCCUUAAUCCUUCUAUAUUCUACAGUCCAAACUUUAAGAUCGAUUUGAGGGUGAGAAAUGGAUUUCAAGAAACUAUGUUAAAGAUGGCUACCACACAAGAAGAUAAGAUGGAUAUAACUAAAGAGCAUCCUAUGUAUGUCAAUGCACAAGGUGCACUUGGGACUGAUUUUGCAAUCAUGGGGAGGACACUGAAUGCUCCAGGUGACUGGUGGGCAGGUUAUGGUUAUGAAAUCCCGACACUCCAGCGGUUUGCGAUACGGAUUCUAAGCCAACCUUGUAGUUCCCAUUGGUGCUGUUGGAACUGGACCACCUUUGAGAACAUACAUAGCAAGAAACGCAACCGAGCAGAGCUGGAAAAAUUCAAUGACCUGGUUUUUGUGCAUUGCAAUCUUUGGUUGCAAUCCAUUUAUCAGAAGAGGGAUGGAAAAUGCAAACCCAUUGUGUUUGAUGAAAUAGAUGUUAGCUCUGAUGAAUGGCCUACUGAGUUGGAUUCUUCUGCUCCACUCUUGGAUGAUUCAUGGUUGGACAACUUACCCCUUGGGUGAUACAUGUAUAUGUGUGUGCAUGUAUGUGUUUAAUUAUGUAAUUUUGUAUGAUAAUAUUAUAAUCAGUGGUUGAUAAUUUGAUCUACUCCUAAAGAUGAUAUGAAAUGAGAGAAAGCUAACUGCCAAAGUUGGCACAAUUA
Molecule: messenger RNA, 2350 nt
Organism: Prunus avium (sweet cherry)
Lineage: Eukaryota; Viridiplantae; Streptophyta; Magnoliopsida; Rosales; Rosaceae
Source: RefSeq, a predicted model, not a curated record